CUGACAGACAACAAAGAUAAUGGUGUACUGCAUGCUGCUGACAGUUUCUUUGCUGACAGUUGCUGAAAUGGCUAUGGCAGGUCAUUUGUCAGUUAGUGCUAACCUACAGAGUUGUAACUACACCAUAAAAAAUAAACCCAACGGAACACCGUGUUAUCUGGAUAAGCAUGCAUUCUGUUCACCGGUAUUCAAAGUGUGUGUUCACACAGACUUGCAAAGUCUAGUAUGUGCGCUACGCCGAUUCAACGAAACUUCCAAAUCAAAAGACUGGAGCAGGAACCGCCCUCAAUGAUGAUUCCACAAAUUACAAGUAACGCUGUGAAUAUUUCGACUGAAAUUUAUAAUGAAGAAUCUCUCGAUGAAGCAACUCUCGACAUUGAAGUGUUCAAUGAAGAUGAUCAGGAUAAGAACAUAAUUGACCGAUUUGUGUAUCCUCUAACUAAAAGAAAAAAUGCACUCAGGUCUGGAACCGAGAUGAAGUGGAUUAACAUCUACAAAAGAUCACUUCGAGGGUCUAUGGAGAUUGAAUUCUCCUUCACGGCCUCAUACAAUCGAAGCAAUUACACAGGAAAAAACAAUAAAAACAUGAGGGAAAAGGUUUCAUCCUAUCCCCCAGCAGCCCGUGAAGAACGCGAAAAAUAUCCAGAAUGGGUGCAAUUUACCUGCUUCAUGGCAACAUCUAUCUUUCGCAAGGAUAUUUGUUUGAAAAUGGGAGUUCAGUGGAGAGAAAUUACGUCGUAUGAGAAGAAUCUCAAUAGUUAUGAACCAGAUUUGUUUAACUUGUUCAGGAUUUUUGGGUAGUGAAACUGACUUCUCUCACGCUGGUCUUCAACUGCACAAACAACUGAAAUCUUUCUGAAUUAUUCUCAGUAAAUGUUGAC
This is a messenger RNA of Heterobilharzia americana, 881 nucleotides long. The record is from the annotation of a GenBank genome assembly. NCBI's taxonomy places the organism in Eukaryota, Metazoa, Platyhelminthes, Trematoda, Strigeidida, Schistosomatidae.